AAGAACUUAUUUUUCGUAGUUUUCUAGUUAAUAAUUUGGAGGAUAAAAUAGGAAAAAUUAUCCUUUCUACCAUUCACAGAAGCAAAGGUUUGGAAUUUGACUAUGUUUUCUUAGUAGAUGUUAACGAAGAAAUUUUGCUCAGAAAAAAUACUAAAAAUGUGGAAGAAGAACUCAAAGAAGCCAGAAUUUUUUAUGUCGGAGUAACCUGA
Cetraspora pellucida is the source of this 209-nucleotide messenger RNA. The record is from the annotation of a GenBank genome assembly. Lineage: Eukaryota; Fungi; Glomeromycota; Glomeromycetes; Diversisporales; Gigasporaceae.